GCCAAGCUACGUGUUGCACAAGCUCUGAUGAUCUCUAUCAAUCAAGAUAACCAUGAAUGUCCAUAAGUGUAUUUAUAGUAAGUAAGUAUAGGUGAAGAUUGUUUGGAUCUACUAAGUACUACAUUGGAGAGCAAGAAUCAAGUCUAAAGCAAGCUUUGAAAGACAAUGUCACAACCAAAGCCUGGUGGGGAGGGCAGUGAUGGCAAGCCCCCCAGUGACCCCCCAGACAGUGACCCCCCAGAUAGUGGACGUCCCCUCUCUCGAGAGGAGAUGACAAUGUUCUCUCCGUACAACUCUCUCAGGAGCAGUGAACCAGUCUCACAACAGGUUGAGGUGUCCUCACACCUCGAUGAUGGUGAUGCUACAGAAGGUCGGGCAAGAGUGUUCUUCAGAAGGAUGUUCAGCGGAGGAGGGGCAACCAAUCAGAUGAGUGCACCACUACCCACUAAAGCGACCAAUCAGAUGAGUGUACCACCACCCACUAAAGCAACCAAUCAAACGAGUAUACCUCAAACCAAAUCCACCAACCAGUCGAGUGUCCCACCCUCAAAACCGACUAAUCAGAAAGCGUCUACAGUUGCUACCGCCUCUAGGCCUUCACCUACUGUGAACGUCAGCAAAGUUCAAAGUUCAAAUCCUCAAAAGACUGGCAAUAAUCCACAAGCCAAAUUGUUGGUACGUCCUGCUCGAGGGGGUACUUCAAAUCCUCAAAAACAAGCCCCCCAGACUUUAGGGAUUGCACCACAAAAACCACCGUCUAGGCAACCCCCGAAAUCAGCACCCCCCAACAGAGCACCUCCUUCGACGCAACCACAACCUGGAGUGGCGAAAUGGAGUUCAAACGAUAAAGUAUCUUUUAAAUUAGAUUCGGAGCAACUGUCUCUGACGUCGUAUACCCAUCCUCGCCCACCCCCCUCUAACCAUGGCCCCUCGGGCAGGGGACAGUCCAUGGAGAGGUCUGGCACAAUGGACAGGAGGGAAGUGUUGUCACGCUUUGGAAACAUCGGGAAGGAUGAGGAGGGUACAGACCUCCGCAAAUACUGGAUGCCGGACAAGGCUUGCAAGGAUUGCUCAGACUGUGGGGUCAAGUUCAGCCUGUUUAUCCGUCGCCAUCACUGCAGGAUCUGUGGCCGCAUUUACUGCAAUAACUGCUGCUCCCUGACCAUACCCGCUGCUGAACUCAGACCCAACCUACAGGGCAAUCUCCGUGUGUGCAAAGAGUGUAAAAACAUUUUCCGAGAGUUUCAUUCACGAAAGCCGAAACAAGAUUCGCCUCUCCUAAGUAGUGAGGGUCAAAGUUCAGAUUCUUCCAACCUCUCGCCCAGUCUCUCUGGUACUAUGACCCCUAUCAAGCUUCAGGUGACAUCAAGUGAUCCACCGUCACCAAUGAGCAUGCACAGUAGCUCAGGGGAGAGAGUUUUGAAGUCUACAAGUGGCACAUUGAAGAAUACGUCUCGUCCAGUCAGUAUGCUCAGUCCUCACAAGUCCUGGGACGAGGCUAGUGGGCGGAGUCAGGAGCACACUGAUUUAUCACCCUCAAGACAUGACUUGUAUCACCUCACUCGUAGAAGUGGUUUGGCAGGUUUUGACAGUCUCACAGUCGGUCAAAAGGGGGAGAGUCUACUAAACCUGGACGAGGACGAACUAGAGGACAUAGCUACUGGAGUGUGGCUCAAACUACAAGACCCGGACAUUGGUCUACCUCGUCUCCACCAUCGCUAUCGGUUACGGAACUUCCCCGACACGUACAGCGGUCAUGAGCUCGUGGAAUGGCUAGUGGUCAACGAACAUGUGAGAUCAAGGGAGGUGGCCAUUCGUGUCGGUCAGGCUCUAGUGGACACCAAACGUCUCAACAUCGUCACUGCAGAUCCCUACUUCCGAGAAGACGUAAACUUAUUCCUAGAGUUGGUGGAGGCAGCUAAUUCACUGCCGGAUAAUCAAGAGGGUCCAUUACUAACAGAUGCUCCGAAGUGGUUCCAACAUCUCAGAGAUGAUGAAGAGACAGAAAACCAAGGAGAGAUGGAUGUGACUCGAGGGUUCAUCCACGUAUCCCCCACACACCGACGAUCUCUUGCAGAGAAAGGUGUUCGAGUUUCCUCCAUUCAUCUCGAGGCGGAGAAGAGAAACUCACGGCCGACUUCGUAUACCUCUCUAGGACGCGGAGAAUUGGAGAAUGAAGACGAAUAUUUGGUCAUCGAUCGAGAGCAAAGUAUGCGAGCGAAACAAGACCCUCCGUACUUCCCAACUAUACCGAGUAUCGAUCAAACUCUAAGCCCUACUCGACAAAGUUUCUCUAUGAUUGGAAGCGAAGAAAUUGUUCAGUCCCUACCAGUGGAUGGUCUCAGUGCUGCCACAGAGGCGGCCAAGGAAUGUGCCGACGAGAAAUCUAAAGCGUCUAUCCCUAGUGACAAAGCUUUAACUCAUUACGAGCGUGUACACGAUGAUCAUUACCACUCUCUCAUGGUCCAGCAAAUGAAGAGCCUUGGCCUCAACUUGAAAUGGAUGGAAGUGAUCAAACCGCUGAUAAUGGAGGCAACUCGUAACGUUCGUACGGAUGCUCUACCGGACGAUCUGAUGGAUAUAAACCAAUAUGUGAAGAUCAAGAAAAUUCCACGUGGUAUAAGAAACAACUGCACUCUAGUGUAUGGCGUUGUUGGCACGAAAAAUGUCACGCACAAAAAGAUGCUCAGAUCCAUCAAAAACCCAAAGAUUCUUCUUUUAAAAUGUGCCUUUGAAUUCCAACGAAAAGAAAACCAAUUGUCGUCUUUCGACACUCUUCAACUUCAAGAAGAGAAAUACCUGAAGAACCUGGUUGUCAAAGUGAGCACUAUAAAACCAAAUCUCAUUCUGGUUCAAAGCUCUGUGUCUCGGCUUGCUCUUGAGAUGCUGUAUGAGCUAGGUAUCGUUGUAGCCGUGAAUGUCAAACCUUCAGUAAUGGGCCGAGUUGCUCGGAGCACAAACGGCGAAAUCCUACACUCUCUCGAUCAGCUGAUGUUUGGAACUGCUUCGAUUUUCGGUACAUGUGGACAUUUUUACAUUCGUACUUUUCCAUUAUCGGAUGGCGAUAAGAAGACGCUGAUGUAUUUCGAUCAUUGCCCUCAGCAACUUGGUUGUGUGAUCAUCCUACAAGGGGCUCCGUUAAAAGAACUAAAAAAAGUCAAAAAAGUGGUCCAAUUCGGGCUCCACAUUGCUCAUAAUUCCAUAUUGGAAACUCAUUUUCUUGUGGACGAAUUUGCAUGGCCUAAGGAUAUAAACAAAGACGACCCCUCCACACCCCCUGAGGACUACACCUCCACAAGCUCCACCCCGGAAUGGUCGCUAUAUCCGUCCCUCGGCUAUCCCCUAAAAUCCCUCUCUCACGGAGAGCUGCAAAGGAAACUAGAGGCUUUGAAAUUUGUUGAAAUUGAUACAGAAGACUUGGAAGUUGUUUCGGAACUUGCCCCAACUCAAAUUGAAGAUGAUUCAGAAGUUGUUCCUGAACAGGAAAAACAAUUAGUAGUGGAAGAUGAAACAAUGGAAAAAGAACAACUUGUUUGCACGGUUGAGAUUGAGGCUCCUGUGCCAUCUACUGAACAAGAUACCCCAGAGUCUGUUGCUGAAACGAUGGAGGAUCAAAACCAAACGAUGGACGUGCAAACUCCACUGAUUGGGGAUGAAGUAGCCACAAAUACACAAGCAGAUGUAGACAAUGUUGAGGUUAAAGAAGAGCCCUUGAUUCAAACUGUUGCACGCACUCCAUAUACGGGUAUAAUGACAGGCAAAAUACUCGAUGAACUUGCCGAGGAGGAAUUCAAACUAGCCCAUCGAAGUCAACUCCUUUCCAUAUCUCCAUACGUGAAAUUCAAAACUCCGUAUUUACAAACCCCCAAGGGAAGAUCAGCUGAUUCUAGACGAUACCUACCAAACGUUAUCUACUGGUCAUAUCACUUCAAAGCCAAGAACUUAUUCAAGUAUGCCCAACGUUUGGAACUGAAAUUGGACUCCACCACUCGCUUGGAAAUGGGACUCACAAAGAGCACUGUACAGAGCACUGUUGGAAUGGAAUCUGGACGUGACAAUCAGAGUCUAGGUUUGGAACUGGUUCCUACACAACCAUCGUACAAGAGCGUGUCCAGUCAUCCGUUCACUAGUUCCAUUUUCCUCAUUCAAGCCAACAGUAGCGAAAUGAAAGCUGCACUGGCUGAUUUUCGAUCUCGAGCGGGUUACGAAGACGAAGCAAACACAUUUCUUUUCAAAACAGCGGAAAAAGCCUCCAAUUAUCAUCUCUAUCUAGAAAAGGUGUUCAGCAAAUGUCGGGAAUUUGAACUUGCAGCAGCGGCAAUAGAAGAGUCCCCAGCCUCGUCCGAGACAGAGGUAUCCAUGGCAAGUAGCGGAGGCCCAGAGGUUAAAUCUAAGAGGGAUGUGUCUAAGUCGAAAUCACGGAAAUCGAAGGACCCGUUUAAAAAACUUAUGCCUGGAAAUAUUAUUAAGAAAUUUGUUAAAAAAGUUGUUAGGAAAGUUGAUGCAAUAGACGAUGACUCACAGCAAAUUAUUACCGAGGAGGAAAUAUGUACUGACAGCGAUAUAGUGGUCGAUGAUAUGGAAGCAGUAUCGCAGAGUAUACUGUUAGUAUCAACAGAUGAGAACGGUGUGACUGUGGCGGCAGAUAUCAUGGACUCUUCGAGCACGGAAAGUGACGAUGAAGAUUUUAUCAAGGAGCGUGCCACACCUAAAAACGGUGACAAGAAUCGUGAUUCUGGAGGGAGCAGAAAAUGGCCAGAAAAAUUUGGAACUCUGGAAGAUUUUGAUCGCAGUUCUCGGGGAAAUGCGGAGACGGAGGAUGAUUACCAUGGCGACCUAAACUACGAGGCAUGGCUGGCAGCUGAUGAGCAAUUGGAUUGUUUUGAUCCAAUCAAGCAUCAAGGCAUCUCCAUUCUGUUCAGUAACACAUCACAUGAUGGACUCAAGCAUCAGGACCCCUGUGUGCCCCCCUGCGUCAUUCCAAUGUUCUACUACGGCCGUAACGACAUAUCUCUAGGAGAGUUCCUGCAUCGAUACUGCUUCAGGUCUUCCUAUCACUGCCACGCUUGUGGUAGUGACAUGGUGCAGCAUCAACGUCAUGUGAUCCAUGCACUGUCAGCAAUCCACAUCAACAUGCAAAAACUGGUUUCCCCGUUGCCUGGCAACGACGACGGCGUCUAUACUUGGCUGGCCUGCAAAUUUUGUGACCAGUGCACUCCCUACACUAAGAUGUCGAAGGACAGUCUUCUCUUCUCGUUUGCAAAGUUUCUCGAGUUGAAGUUCUAUUCCGAGACGUAUGGUACUCGUUACCAAGGCGACCAGAACUCGGCGUGUACUCACUCUGUCCACAAGGACUAUGUACAAUACUUCCUACACAAAGACAAACUGGCUGCUUUCCAGCCGGACACGGUUGACAUGCUGGAUGUACUGGUUCCCCCGAGGACUAUUCAUAUCACCACUCCUCGUCGGAGGUUCCACUUGGACUUCAAAACGGAAAUAAAACAAGUCCAAAGAAUAGUGGAGGGUGUGUUCUAUCGUAUCGGACAGAAGCUGGAGCGGUACAGACUGGAACCAGUCGCUCACACCGUUGACGACCAUAUUGCCAACUCUAAGGCUGAGCGAGAUGCACUGAGGUCAAAGGUGAGGCAGCUGAAGGAUCUUGUUGUACUCGGGUGUCCGUUCCAAUCGGGGGAGGAGGCAGGAAAAGACAACAUGAAGAUUGACCACGAGAUGGAGGCUAGCAUUAUCGGUAACUUACAGGACAACAUUGCAGACCUCAAGAGAUGUAUUGCAGACCUGGUGGACUGCUGGAACAUAAACCUGGAAGACAUGGAUAGUAAAGUGAGAGAGUAUCGUCGCAAGAUGAGAGAGAAAGACAGCAUUCAGGGGGAGAGUUCUCGAGACAGCCCGGCCACUGCCACGUCCACUAGCUCCACCCACAGCACACCCCUGCAGUCCAUUAUCCCCUCUACAGAGCCUUCAAGGAGUAGUCAAGGCAACACGCCAUAUGGCACACCCCCUGGCUCCACCCACUCUGACUCAGUGGACCUGAACACAGUAUCUGCGUCCAACUUACUGGCUGUGGGAGGUAAGGAUUCCCGUCCCCCCUCCCCUGACACUGGAGCUAAGGCUCACUCCAGAAACCUCUCCGAUAGUGGUCUGCUACAAUCUGAAGCCAUGGACAAAACUCACAAGCGUCAGUUUUCUGACUCUGUGGCUCUUCAGAUAUCGAAAGCGGGAGUCCUCUCUCCCAUGGAUACCACACCCCUUUACAGCUCGGAGGGUGGUCUCAGUUCCAUGGACGCGCCCACCACUCCCAACGGUGGACCUAACCUCAGCGAACUGACAGAAGAGGGAGAAAUCCCUAUCAUUGAAGGGGAAACCCCUAGCAAUGUUGGUGUUGCGGAGGAGCCUGGCGUGGAUGUCCCUGUCAAAGAGGGAGAAAUCCCCAACAAAGAUGGGGAAGUCCCUAAUGAAAAGCCAGGUGUUGAAGGAGAUGUCAAACAUGAAAAUGCACCAAAAGAAGUUCCGACGCCCAAGCCGCAGUCGCAGGACAUUGCCAAGUCAGCAGAGAGAGAGGAGGAGGUACAGACUGACAGUGCCGGAGGACUGCUUGCACGACUCAGAGGCAAAGAGACGCAGGAUUCCAAAGACGAUCCCACAAAGUUCUACCUCCUCGAUCCGUACGUCAUCACUACAAAUAGUCCGAUGAGCAGCCGCUCUUCAACACAAGCUCCUAGUCACUCCACAAGCCCUAGUUAUCCUGACCCACCACUGACGGUGAAGGCAGGCAAAAAACAGGUUGGAUCACAGAAGAGGUCUAGUCUUGCUCAAACAGCCACAGAGAGUCACUCCGAAGGGAGAGGAGGCAGCGAAAAACGAUUGAGGGACAAAGAAAGGACGGGGGUGCUCUCACGUCCCUUUCAACGUUUGCCGCCUCCAUUCUCAAACACUGAGCAUCAUUCGAUGCAUAGCAUUAUCACUCUUCCGAUGAGUAUCUACGAGAAGGAGCCGACAUCCAUCAUCGCCUUUGCUCUGAGUUCCCGAGAAUAUUUACGCAAACUGAAACUGCUUCAGGAACGGACUGCUGUUAAAUUGAGCGGAGCUUCAGCAAAGGUCACAGAGGUCAAACCAGCACCCACUGCCAGCCCUAAACCGAAACGACAUACGAGUGACUCCGAGAAGGGGCCCCCCCCUGGUGCUAAUGCAGCCAAUAUCAAGACAAACCUGAAAGCCGUCAUAAACGAACUUAAGAAGAAGGGAUCAGGUAUCAGCCUCUUCUCUGGCUCAGCGUCAAUUCAAACCUCACCUGAGGCACUAGAAACCACCCCAGAUUUGUCCAAGAAGGCAGAACUCACGACCAGCUUGUCUGUGAAGUCAUAUGACCCGAGCAUAGCGUCAUCACGGUUGAGCGACCCGUCUACGGAGGGGGUGGGGCCUAAUAUUGGACUAGGUGGAGCUGAUGAAAUGGACUCGGGGAAAACAACGUCACAUGUCAGUUUAGAGUUCACUAGUCCUGACAAGUCAGCCAGUUUCUUCUGCAAGGUCUACUAUGCCGAGGAGUUUAGAGAAUUGAGGGAGCUCAUCUUCCCCAGUGGAGAGGAGAGUUUUAUUCGUUCGCUGUCUCGUUGUAUCAAGUACGAUGCUAAAGGAGGAAAGUCGAGAUCAGCUUUCUGCAAAGUAGCAGAUGAUCGAUUCAUUCUGAAGCAGGUCAAGUCAAUAGAGAUAUCAUCAUUUGAGCUCUUUGCUCCUCACUACCUCAAGCACGUCACAAAGGCUCUGGAAGAUAAGCGACCUUUGACCUUGGCCAAGAUUCUCGGUGCGUACAGUAUUGGGUUCCGCAACUCUCGUACCGGUUCCUCAAAGCGAUUGGACGUUCUAGUGAUGGAGAACCUUCUGUACGAGCACAGCACCAACAAGGUGUUCGAUUUGAAGGGCUCCAUGAGAAGUCGAUUCAUUGAUCCGUCUAAAGAGAGCAGUGGGGACGUACUGUUGGAUGAGAACUACCUUCAAUCAAUUUGCUGCAACCCAGUGUACGUGUACCCCCACUCCAAGUGUGUACUGAUGCAGGCCAUACUAGCCGACACUGAGUUCCUGGCACAGAACGCCAUCAUGGACUACUCUCUACUCACUUGCAUCGACGACUCCACGGGAGAACUUGUCGUUGGAAUUAUUGACUAUAUCCGUACCUUUACGCUGGAUAAGAGGGUGGAAAUGUUCCUCAAGAAGACAGCUGGGAAGACGCUACCAACUGUCGUGUACCCUGAACUUUACCGUAAAAGAUUCUGCGAGGCAAUGGACAAAUAUUUCACUGUAGUGCCUGAUAAAUGGACAGGGCUAGGUGCAGACGUCAAGUACUAGCAUUGUAUUAACUAUAAAAUUAUUAUAAUUAUGUGUGUCAUGUCUCUGGCGUGAUUUUGUUUUUAUUGCUCAAAGCAUCACUGUAAUGUGACUAUGUUCUCUGUCCUCAAUUGUUAUUUCUGAAAUGUUGAUAGAAAUGUGCUGUCAGUGCUUUUGUUGCUGUAUUGAAACACUAUUGUCUGCAUG
This is a messenger RNA of Halichondria panicea, 8547 nucleotides long. Its product is annotated as 1-phosphatidylinositol 3-phosphate 5-kinase-like. The record is from RefSeq and is a predicted model, not a curated record. Gene Ontology annotation, biological process: phosphatidylinositol phosphate biosynthetic process; intracellular signal transduction. Lineage: Eukaryota; Metazoa; Porifera; Demospongiae; Suberitida; Halichondriidae. The coding region runs from base 166 to 8361 and encodes 2731 amino acids. Gene Ontology annotation, molecular function: 1-phosphatidylinositol-3-phosphate 5-kinase activity; metal ion binding; ATP binding. The transcript has 29 exons. Gene Ontology annotation, cellular component: endosome membrane.